UGGCAUUUUUUCAUAUGUUCCUUUGAUCUCUGUAAUUGUUUUAGGGAGCUAUGUAGUUUUCUCUGAUUAGUUAAUACGUUGCUAAUGUUCUUCAUAACGGAAUUGACAAGUAAUUUUCUUUCAAAAAAAAAUUAUCAUCAAACUUCCUCGAUAAAAAAAGAAAUGUUUAAUAGGGAUGAAUAAAAGAUAUUCGCAGCUUUUCCCGCCAAGAAGAACACAGAGUCUGGAGGAGAGAGAAAAAUGGAGGUGAGUGUUAGCGGGAACGCGCUCAAAACUUUUGCUCGCUCCAUCAACUGCCUUGCUAAAAUCGGCAACGAACUCGCCAUUCAAGCUUCUUCUUCUCAGCUUGCUUUCUACACUCUUAAUGCGUCCCGUUCUGCCUAUCAAUCGAUAUCGUUUAAACCCGAUUUCUUUGAUGUUUGCUCGGUUCCUGGUAAUCAGCAAGUUCAGUUUAGCAUCCUCUUGAAGGCUGUGUGUGCUGUCUUAAGGACUCCUCUUUCAAACAUUGAUCAUUUGAGGGUGCAUUUAUUGGAUGCUGAUGCAGCUAAAGUCAAGUGGACAUUAGAUUGUGUCAAUGGCAUGAGGAAAACCUAUUGGAUAAACUGUAAUGUGGAACCCGAUAUUCAGCAUUUGUCUCUCGACAGGGGAAGAUUCACUAGCAACUUUGUUGUUAGGCCCCGUGAUCUCAACAGAUUGCUUUCUAAUUUUCAGUCUUCUCUUCAUGAGAUCACCAUCAUUGCUACAGAACCAUCCUCUUUUCCUUCAGAAGCUGAAAGUGAGAUUGGUGGGAAGGCUGUAGAACUUCGGAGCUACAUUGACCCUACAAAUGAUAGUGGUUCAUCCUUACACACUCAGCUUUGGAUAGAUCCAGUGGAAGAAUUCCUGCAAUAUGCUCACACUGGAAAUCCAGUAGAUGUUACGUUUGGUGUUAAGGAGUUAAAGGCAUUUCUUUCCUUUUGUGAGGCCUGUGAAGUUGAUAUCCAUUUGUUUUUUGACAAGGCUGGCGAGCCUAUUCUCAUGACACCCAAAUUUGGUUUGGAUGAUGAUGGAUCUACUUCAAACUUUGAUGCCAAGCUAGUUCUCGCAACAAUGCUUACAUCCCAGCUGCAUGAAGGAAAUCCAACUGGCCCUGUUCCAUCAAAUGGAGCCUUGAACAGAAUGGCUAACAAUGAGACAGGACCAGAACCUCAGCAAGAAAGAUCAAGGGUACAGGCCUCUGCUCAUGCAUCUGAACAUACUAAAAUAUGGUCUGACCUUUCAGCAAGUGGUCCCAAAUCUGUUGGUGGCAGUAGGCUGGUUCAAGGUGAAGGAAACACCAUUUCCAAUGAGCAGAGGGAACUUCAAAAGUUUGAUGAAAUGCAAAUUUCAGAGCAUCCCCCUGGAGGAGAAAAUGCCGCUGGUGGUCCAAAUUCCUCUCAUCAUAUGGAAACUGUUCAACGGGUGACACAUCAAGGGUUGCAAGAAAAGGGGGAAGGCUUUUCUCAGCGCCAUCCUAGGAAUUGGGUAGAUGCAGAUGAGGAUGAUGAUGAGGAAGACAAUGAACUAUGUGUUCAGUCUACACCACCAUACUACGAAGAACAAUGAGAGUAAUGGGUGACCGCUCUUCAAUUGUAACUUUUCAGAUGUCAAGAGGCGACUGAUAUAAGCAACGAAUUCCAUGCCUAGUAUUGCUCUGGUGUAGGUAUGAUUGAAUGAUUCGUGAUCAUAUAAAAUAUAUGAUACACCUUUGAUUUAAUUAUUUUUGUUAUUAGAAGUAAAUAGUUUUUUAAUGAUGCCAUAUGAAUGUGAUGUGUAUUUUGACGGUUUAUAUUUGAUGGAAGGAUUUGAGUGAUUUUAAGGGUGGAAAUUUGAAAGAUAGUCUUAGAAGGCAACGACUUCUAAGUUUGAUUUUAGGAGUAACGAUCCCAAAACCCUAGUUAACAACUAGUUUGAACCUUAACAAAGUUCUCUUCAAGCAAAAGCUCAAUAAUCUCAAAUUAUAAUUCAUAAAACAUCUUGUUAAAAUAAUUGACAUACAACUAGUAUAUAUAGGAAAAAUAAAUCUAUCCUACUUGCCCUGCAAGCAAACUAAAUAAAAAGCCCUAAUAAUUAAUUAAUGAACCAAGAGAGCCCACUAAUUAAUUAACACAACUUUGGAAGCCCAAGGCCCCAUAACUACUACUAAGAAAAUAAUAAAAACAUUAUUAAAAACUCACUUGUAAAACCCCUACUUUAAGAGUAAGGCAAAACCAAGAGAGUACCUAAAUAAAGCAAUAAAAAUAGUUAUAAGGAAGGGGACUCGAUUCACAUCAUUCCCUCCCUCUUAAAAAAAAACUUGCCCUCAAGUUUCGUUCGGAAGACAAGGUACCAAGUCACUAGCCCUCAUAGUAGCGCAAAUUCCCGCUCCAAGAAGUACUUGAAAAGUAUCAUAAUUCUCCCUAUGCACAAUCUUGAAAGGUCCUUCCUCUAAUGGUUCAUUCUUACCUCUAGAAUUAUUAAA
Molecule: messenger RNA, 2479 nt
Organism: Chenopodium quinoa (quinoa)
Lineage: Eukaryota; Viridiplantae; Streptophyta; Magnoliopsida; Caryophyllales; Amaranthaceae
Product: cell cycle checkpoint control protein RAD9A-like
Exons: 11
Coding region: 241-1584 (447 amino acids)
Biological process (GO): mitotic intra-S DNA damage checkpoint signaling; DNA repair; DNA replication checkpoint signaling
Cellular component (GO): checkpoint clamp complex
Source: RefSeq, a predicted model, not a curated record